Molecule: messenger RNA, 726 nt
Organism: Camellia sinensis
Lineage: Eukaryota; Viridiplantae; Streptophyta; Magnoliopsida; Ericales; Theaceae
Product: cyclin-dependent protein kinase inhibitor SMR6
Biological process (GO): regulation of DNA endoreduplication
Source: RefSeq, a predicted model, not a curated record
GCCCAACUAAUUUGUAAUUUUCCUUAUUUCUUUCUCAUUUUCCCUCUUCUCACCUCAUCUCCCCUUCCCUCCCCUCCUACAUAGUUUCUUCAUUAAAUAAAAAAGUUCUCAUUCCAAGAACCCAAUUCCCUUUUCCCUUUCUCUCUCUCACUUUCAAGAUUUUCCCACUUGUUUCUUCACAUUCCACCCAAAAAACCCAUCUCAUUCUCAUCCUUUUUAAUUUAGCUGAAGAACAUGGGGUACCCAGAGAAGCCUCAAAUGGAGGAAUCAGAAGGCAAGAAAUGGGUCAUUGCCGGAAUUCCGCUACGGAGUCCAUUGAAGCCGAUAUUCACAAAUCCAGUGCAGGAAAAGGAUGAUGAUGAAGACAAAGAGUGUUCGACGACGCCAACGGCCGAAGAAGCGAGAAUUCCCAGCAGACUUUCGUGUCCGCCGCCUCCAAGGAAGCAAAAACCGGCUUCGAGGUGUCACUACAGUGGUGGUGCUGUUAGAGAGUUCUUUAAUCCACCAGACUUGGAAACUGUUUUCAUACGCCGUGUUGAGAGGGCUUAAACUGACUUUUAGGGAGGUUUCUUUUUCCACCUAUGUUGUUCUAGUCCAUUUCUGAUUUUUUAGGGUUUUUAUUUUAUUUUUCUUGGUUAUGUCUCUUUUAGCUCUUAGAGGCCUGGACUUGGAGAGUUCAUGUACAUGGCUUUUAAAUAAAUAACAUGGUAAUUUAACUUCAGUUCA